Phaeoacremonium minimum UCRPA7 is the source of this 786-nucleotide messenger RNA. RefSeq names its product putative parasitic phase-specific protein psp-1 protein. The transcript is spliced from 2 exons. Gene Ontology annotation, cellular component: fungal-type vacuole; plasma membrane. NCBI's taxonomy places the organism in Eukaryota, Fungi, Ascomycota, Sordariomycetes, Togniniales, Togniniaceae. The coding region runs from base 1 to 786 and encodes 261 amino acids. The record is from RefSeq and is a predicted model, not a curated record.
AUGGCCCCGUUGUUCUUGUCAAUAGGGAUCCAAAUAUGUGCCACCAAAAUCAUUCGUGUUCUCGGGGCAGAGCACUCGCUCCUCAAGCCCAGACACUAUGCCCGCCUUUUCAUAACUCUUACUGUCAUCGCCGGAACCCUUCAAAUACUUGGGCUGGCGAUAUCCUUCGCCGAUGCGACGCUGUAUGCCCUCGGACCACUCGCCAACGGUGGACGCUGGAUUGUAUUGAGCGGCGUUGCGCUUCUAUCUGUGAACCUGAUAACUUGCUUCGUCCUCCUCGGCGUCGUCUUCGUGCGUGCCGCGAAGGCGCAACGGCAGUACGGCUAUACCACCUUCCACAAGGAACAGGGCUACGUGCCUCUCAGCUCGCGCUUCAAGACAUUCCUGGCCGUGCUGCCCCUGGCGGCGGCAAGCGUGUUGGCGCGGUGCCUCUACAGGGUGGUUUUCUUCUAUGGGGGAUUAAAGGGAUCUGUCGCCCAGAACCAGGCGAUGUACAUUGGAUGCGAAGGAAUUCUGCUUGUCGAAGCAAUGGUCGCCUUGACUGUCUUCCACCCUGCCCUGUGGUUGGACGACGGCAAGAGGAUAGGAGAGGACGUGGACAGCCGGGGCCACUCAAGAGACGUUGAGGAGAGUUUGGGCGAGGUCAGCCGCCUGAUCCUCAAGGCGAAUGCUAUGGCGGCUCCGUCCGAGACGUCCUCAGAGGAGAGUGCCUUCGAAAGGGCUGCAUUGACGCCAUCGGACGAGUCUGAAGUAUCGUCUGAAACUUCAUCUCAUUAUUCACGUUGA